AUUCUCUCAACGACUGUCGGAUCAUCUUUGUGGAUGAGGUUUUCAAGAUUGAGCGCCCUGGCGAGGGGAACCCCAUGGUGGAAAACCCGACGAGAAGGAAGAGCGGGCCCUCCUGCAAGCACUGCAAGGACGACGAGCGGAAGCCGUGCCGCAUGUGCGCCUGCCACCAGUGCGGGGGCAAGCAGGACCCCGACAAGCAGCUGCUGUGCGACGAGUGCGACAUGGCCUUCCACACGUACUGCCUGUGCCCGCCUCUCAGCAGCAUCCCCACCGAGGAGGAGUGGUACUGCCCCGAGUGCCGGAUCGACUCCAGCGAGGUGGUGCAGGCCGGCGAGAAGCUGAAGGAGAGUAAGAAGAAGGCGAAGAUGGCGUCGGCCACGUCGUCCUCGCAGCGGGACUGGGGCAAGGGCAUGGCGUGCGUGGGCCGCACCAAGGAGUGCACCAUCGUGCCGUCCAACCACUUCGGCCCCAUCCCGGGCAUCCCCGUGGGCACCAUGUGGAGGUUCAGAGUCCAGGUCAGCGAGUCUGGGGUCCAUCGGCCUCAUGUGGCAGGCAUCCACGGCCGGAGCAACGAUGGGGCGUACUCCCUGGUCCUGGCUGGAGGGUAUGAGGACGACGUGGACCACGGGAACUCGUUCACGUACACAGGUAGCGGUGGACGAGACCUUUCUGGUAACAAGCGGACUGCAGAACAGUCUUGUGAUCAGAAACUCACCAACACCAACAGGGCGCUGGCUCUGAACUGCUUUGCCCCCAUCAACGACCUCAAAGGGGCCGAGGCCAAGGACUGGAGGUCCGGGAAGCCGGUCCGGGUGGUGCGGAAUGUCAAGGGCCGCAAGCACAGCAAGUACGCCCCCAUCGAGGGCAACCGGUACGACGGCAUCUACAAGGUCGUGAGGUACUGGCCCGAGAAGGGCAAGUCCGGCUUCCUGGUGUGGCGCUUCCUCCUGCGCAGGGAUGACGUCGAGCCGGGGCCUUGGACCAAGGAGGGGAAGGACCGGAUCAAGAAGCUGGGGCUGACCAUGCAGUACCCGGAAGGCUACCUGGAGGCCCUGGCCAGGAGGGAGAAGGAGAAGGAAAACAGCAAGAGGGAAGCCCUGGAGAAGGAGGAGGACGGAGAGGAGGGCUUCACAUCCCCCAGGAAGGGCAAGCGGAAAAGCAAGUCGGCUGGAGGCGAUGGGUCCUCGCGAGGGGCACCCAAGAAGACCAAGGUGGAGCCCUACAGCCUCACCACCCAGCAGAGCAGCCUCAUCAAGGAGGACAAGAGCAACACAAAGCUGUGGACAGAGAUCCUGAAGUCACUCAAGGACGGGCCGAAAUUCCUGAGCAAAGUGGAGGAGGCGUUCCAGUGUAUUUGUUGCCAGGAGUUGGUGUUCCGCCCGAUCACGACCGUGUGCCAGCACACCGUGUGCAAGGAUUGCCUGGACAGGUCCUUCAGGGCCCAGGUGUUCAGCUGCCCGGCCUGCCGCUAUGACCUGGGCCGGAGCUACGCCAUGCACGUGAACCAGCCGCUGCAGGCUGUCCUCAACCAGCUCUUCCCUGGCUACGGGAGCGGACGGUGAUCCUCAAGCACUUCUUGCCGGGUGUUUUUUUAAAAAAGCGUUAUCGGGGGGGGGGGGUCUGUGGCCCCCAUUUUGUUUUUAGUGAGCUUAACUUAAACAUGUAGUUUUUCCUCCACUCCCUAAAAAAAAAAAA
Messenger RNA from Physeter macrocephalus (sperm whale), 1695 nucleotides. RefSeq names its product E3 ubiquitin-protein ligase UHRF1. Gene Ontology annotation, molecular function: ubiquitin protein ligase activity. Gene Ontology annotation, biological process: negative regulation of gene expression via chromosomal CpG island methylation. The transcript is spliced from 12 exons. The coding region runs from base 75 to 1562 and encodes 495 amino acids. Lineage: Eukaryota; Metazoa; Chordata; Mammalia; Artiodactyla; Physeteridae. The record is from RefSeq and is a predicted model, not a curated record.